Messenger RNA from Ornithorhynchus anatinus (platypus), 7579 nucleotides. It is a transcript of the gene MED1, whose product is annotated as mediator complex subunit 1. The record is from RefSeq and is a predicted model, not a curated record. Gene Ontology annotation, biological process: regulation of transcription by RNA polymerase II; cellular response to thyroid hormone stimulus. Gene Ontology annotation, cellular component: mediator complex. The transcript has 17 exons. The coding region runs from base 66 to 4895 and encodes 1609 amino acids. NCBI's taxonomy places the organism in Eukaryota, Metazoa, Chordata, Mammalia, Monotremata, Ornithorhynchidae. Gene Ontology annotation, molecular function: nuclear thyroid hormone receptor binding; transcription coregulator activity; nuclear vitamin D receptor binding.
CGGUCUCCUCAGGCGUCCCGGUGGCGGCGGCGGCGGCGGGCGGCGAGUCGGAGAAGCUGACCAAGAUGGCCUCCCUCUUGGAAAGACUCCAUGCCAAGUUUAACCAAAACAGACCGUGGAGCGAAACCAUUAAGCUGGUUCGACAAGUGAUGGAGAAGCGGAUCGUGCUAUCCUCCGGAGGGCACCAGCAUUUGGUCGGCUGUCUGGAGACCUUGCAGAAGGCGCUCAAAGUGACGUCUUUGCCAGCCAUGACUGACCGACUGGAGUCCAUAGCGAGGCAAAAUGGUCUGGGCUCCCACCUGAGUGCCAGCGGCACGGAGUGCUACAUCACGUCAGACAUGUUCUACGUCGAGGUCCAGCUGGAUUCCUCCGGGCAGCUGUGUGACGUCAAAGUGGCUCACCACGGAGAGAAUCCAGCAAGCUGUCCGGAGCUGGUGCAGCAGCUGAGGGAGAAAAACUUUGACGAAUUCUCGAAGCACCUUAAGGGGCUCGUGAACCUGUAUAACCUGCCGGGGGACAACAAACUGAAGACCAAAAUGUACCUGGCCCUUCAGUCUUUAGAGCAGGAUCUGGCGAAAAUGGCCCUGAUGUACUGGAAGGCGACCAACGCCAGCCCCCUGGAUAAGAUUCUCCACGGCAGUGUUGGCUACCUCACCCCGAGGAGUGGGGGGCACCUGAUGAACCUGAAGUAUUACGCGUCACCCUACGACCUCUUGGAGGGGAAGACGGCGGCUCCCAUCGUUUUGCACGAGAACAACGUGCCUCGGAGUCUGGGUCUGAACGCCUCGGUGACCAUCGAGGGGACGUCCACGAUGUACAAACUCCCCAUCGCCCCCUUGAUCAUGGGGUCACAUCCGGUGGACAACAAGUGGACCCCUUCCUUCUCCUCCGUCACCAGCGCUAACAGUGUCGACUUACCUGCCUGUUUCUUCCUGAAAUUCCCCCGGCCGAUCCCAGUGUCCCGGCCCUUUGUUCAGAAACUCCAGAGCUGCACGGGAAUCCAACUCUUUGAUACCCAGCCUGUUUACGUGCCCCUCUACGAACUGAUCACCCAGUUUGAGCUGUCCAAGGACCCGGACCCCGGGCCCCUGAACCACAAUAUGCGCUUCUACGCGGCCCUUCCCGGCCAGCAGCACUGCUAUUUCCUGAACAAGGACGCCCCCCUCCCGGACGGACGGAGCCUGCAGGGCACCCUCGUCGGCAAGAUCGCCUUUCAGCACCCCGGCCGGGUCCCCGCUGUCCUGGGCCUCAUCCGGCACCAGGUGGCCUACAACACCCUGAUCGGGAGCUGCGUCAAGAGAACGAUUCUGAAAGAAGAUUCUCCCGGGAUCCUCCAGUUUGAAGUCUGUCCCCUCUCUGAUUCCUGUUUCAGUGUGUCCUUUCAGCACCCUGUGAACGACUCCCUGGUGUGUGUGGUGAUGGAUGUGCAGGACGCCACGCACGUCAGCUGUAAACUCUACAAGGGGCUGUCGGACGCCCUCAUCUGCACAGACGACUUCAUCGCCAAAGUCGUCCAAAGGUGCAUGUCCAUCCCGGUGACGAUGCGGGCCAUCCGCCGGAAAGCGGAAACGAUUCAGGCCGACACGCCCGCGCUGUCCCUGAUCGCGGAGACAGUGGAAGACCUGGUGAAGAAGAACCUGCCCCCGGCUAGCAGCCCAGGGUACGGCAUGACGGCAGGCAGCAACCCGCUGAGCGGGGCCACCCCGCCGACCAACCCUUUUCCGGGGGGGCCCAUUACCACCUUGUUUAACCUGAGCAUGAACCUGAAAGAGCGGCACGAGGCGGUGGGCCACGGGGAGGACUUCAGCAAGGUGUCCCAGAACCCAAUUCUCACCAGUCUGUUGCAAAUCACAGGGAACGUGGGCGCUCCCCUCGGCUCGAGUCCUACCCCUCCUCAUCACACGCCGCCGCCCGUCUCCUCGCCCGCCAGCAACACCAAGAACCACCCGAUGCUCAUGAACCUUCUUAAGGAGAACCCGGCCCAGGAUUUCUCCACGCUGUACGGGAGCAGCCCCCUGGAGAGGCCCAACUCCUCCUCCUCGUCCGGCUCGCCCCGGACCGAGGUGGGCCCGGCGGGGGUCAAGCCCAAGAAGAAGAAGGCGUCCAGGGCGGCGGCGGCCGCGGCGGCGGCGGCGGCGGCGGCGGCCCCCCCCGCCCCCGAGAAGCCCCGGCACCAGACGGAGGACGACUUCCAGCGGGAGCUGUUCUCCAUGGACGUGGACUCCCAGAACCCCAUCUUCGACGUCAACAUGGCGGGCGACCCGCUGGACACGCCGCACAUCACGCCGGCCCCCGGCCAGUGCGGCACGCCCCCGGCCGGCUACCCCCAGCCCCUGCCCCCGCCCCAGCCCGGCGUCCAGAGGAUGGUCCGCCUGUCCAGCUCGGACAGCGUGGGGGCCGACGUGACGGACAUCCUGUCGGACAUCGCCGAGGAGGCGGCCAAGCUGCCCGGCGCGGGGGACGACUGCCCGGCGCCGGGGACCCCGGCGCGCGACUCGUCCGGCUCGGGCCACUCCCAGGGCGCCCUCUUCGACCCGGACGUCUUCCAGGCCGGGGCCGGCGAGAACCCGUACACGGACCCGGCCGACCUGAUCGCCGACGCGGCGGGCAGCCCCGGCGGCGACUCCCCCGGCAACCCCUUCUUCCCCGACGGCGUGGACUUCAACCCCGACCUCCUCAACGGCCAGAGCCAGACGGGCUUCGGGGAGGAGUACUUCGACGAGAGCAGCCAGAGCGGGGACGACGACGACUUCAAGGGCUUCGCCUCCCAGGCGCUCGGCGGGCUGGGCGUGCCGGGCCUGGCGGGCGACGGAGGGGAGGGCAGGUUCAGAGGCCCCGGCCCGGCCGACGCGGCGGACUUCGGCCUCGUCGCCGCGGCCGGCAAGGCCCCGGGGCCGGCGGAGCCGCCGGAGCACCGCGGCGGGAGCCAGAGCCCCCUGCUCGGCGGCGGGGACCCGGCCAAGGAGCGGGCCCCCAAACGGGCCAGGGACGGCAACGGGGCCGGGGCCGGGGCCGGGGCCGGGGCCGGGGCGGACGGCAAGCCCGGCAAGCGCAGCCGCACCCCGUCCAGCGACGGCAAGGCCAAGGACAAGCCCCCGAAGCGCAAGAAGGCCGACCCCGAGGGCAGGUCGCCGUCGCACGGCUCGGCCGUCCGGCCCUUCACCCCGCCGGCCAGCACGGGCGGCUCCAAGUCCCCCGGCAGCUCGGCCAGGUCCCAGACCCCGCCGGGCGUCGCCACCCCGCCCAUCCCCAAGAUCACCAUCCAGAUCCCCAAGGGCACCGUCACGGUGGGCAAGCCCUCCUCGCACGGCCAGUACUCCGCCGGCGGCCCCGUCUCCUCCUCGGCCGGCAAGAGCCACCACGGCCACUCCUCGGCCGCCUCCUCCUCCUCCUCCUCCUCGUCGUCCUCGUCCUCCUCUUCGUCGGCCGGCGUCUCCGCCUCCUCCUCCUCCUCCUCCUCCUCCUCCGCCUCCGCCUCGGGCAAGGCGAAGGGCGGCAAGUCGGACGGCGCGGCGGGCUCCAAGCUGGCCGGCGGGCUCUACCCCGGCCAGGGGGGCCCCGGCCCGCAGCCCAAGGGCUCGGCCCAGCCGGCGGGGAAGCCCGGCUCCUCGCCCGUCGCCAAGCACGGCGGGCCGGGCGGCGGCCCCGGGGGCGUCAAGGCCAAGCCCCAGGGGAAGCCCUCGUCGCUGAUGAACCCGGCCCUGGGCAAGCCCAACAUCUCCCCCUCGCACUCGCGGCCCGCCGGGCCCUGCGACAAGCUGGCCUCCCCGCUGAAGCCCGUGCCGGGCACGCCCCCGUCGGCCAAGGCCAAGUCCCCCAUGGGCUCGGGGGCCGCCGGCGGCCACGCGGCCGGCCCCGGCCCGGGCCCCGGGGCCAAGGCGUCCUCGGGGCCGGGGCCCGCCGGCCCGCCGGCCCCCAAGCCGCCCUCCGCCUCGGGCCCCUGCCCGGCCGCCUCGGCCGCCUUCGCCCCCGGCGGGGGCCCCGGCCCCGCGGCCCCGGCCCCGCACGGCGGCUCCAAGGGCAAGUCCCCCAGCCGGAACAAGAAGCCCUCCCUCACGGCCGUCAUCGACAAGCUGAAGCACGGCGCGGUCGCCGGCGGGCCCGGCGGGGAGGACCCGGCCGACGGGCCGGCGGGCCCGGGGCCCGGCGUCCCCGGCCACCCCGCGGCCGCCAAGCACGGCCUGUCCGGGCCCGAGUUCCCGGGGAAGCGGGAGAAGGGCGACGGCAAGGACAGGUCGAAAGGCUCCGGGGCCGGGGGCCCGGCCGACCCCGCCAAGAAGGCCCCGGACCCCAAGGGCGUGGGCGGCGGCACCGGGGUGGCCAAGAUCAUCAUCAGCAAGCACGACGGCGGCUCGCCCAGCAUCAAGGCCAAGGUGACCCUGCAGAAGCCCGGGGACGGGGGCGGGGACGGCCUGCGGCCCCAGGCGGCGGCCGCCGCCAAGGCCUACGGCUCGCCCCUCGUCAGCGGCUCCACGCCCAAGCACGAGCGCGGCUCCCCCAGCCACGGCAAGUCGCCCGCCUACACCCCCCAGGCCCUGGACAGCGAGAGCGAGUCGGGCUCCUCCGUCGCCGAGAAGUCCUACCAGAACAGCCCCAGCUCGGACGACGGCGUCCGGCCCCUGCCCGAGUACGGCUCCGAGAAGCACAGGAAGCACAAGAAGGACAAGAAGAAGGUCAGGGACAAGGACCGGGAGCGCGACCGCGACAAGAAGAGGUCGCACGGCCUCAAGCCCGACGGCUGGUCCAAGUCGCCCGCCGCCGCCGCCGCCGACCAGGCCCUGGCCGUGGCGGCCGGCGCCGUCCUGGCGGCCGAGAGGCCCUCGCGCCUCAGCCCCGACUUCGUCAUCGGCGAGGAGGACGACGACCUCAUGGACGUGGCUCUGAUCGGCAACUAGAGGCCUCCCCUCGCCGCGGCCGCCGGGGCCCCGGGGGGCCCUUCCGCCCCGGUCUCGGGAGCGGGCCGGAGCGGACCCCCCCCGCCCCGGCGGGGACCGCCCGGCGGCCCAGCUCCCUACUCCUGGCGGCCGGGGGAAGGGAAACCGACCGGCCCCGGGGCCGGAAGCCUCCGGAGCGUUGCUGCGGGAAGACGGCUCCCCUUCUCCGUACAGAUGUGUAUCCGUGUAUGUCUUUUUUUUUUUCUUCCCUUUUUCCUUUUCGUCGUCGUCCCCCCGCCCCAGCCACCGCCCCGCUCCCCUUCGCUGUUUUUAGACCGCGCUUUGAGCUUUUAUUUUAGCACGUGGACGGGAGAGGCCGGCCGGGACCGCAGAAGGCCGUCUGUCCUCCCGGGCCGGGGCCCACCGGGCCCAAGCGGAGGAGCCUGUCGGGUAAGACGCCGAGGCCCGGGGCGGGCCCGCCCGCCCUCCCGCCGGACCCCGGGGAGGGGUUUUAGCUAUUUAUCUGUCGACGUUUUAACUCGCCCUCCGCGGCUUUUUAUCCACGGUUUGGGUGGGGCGGGACUACGGUCUCUCGCCGCCCCCGGCCCGAGGGAACCCUCCGGCGGAUCCGCUCCGAGGCGGGGCCCGGGACGCCACGCCGGGGGGCUUCUCCGCGGGGGGAGGCUUGGAUUCCGAGAGGCCCGGGGGCUCGUCCGGCCCCGGCGGUGCCCAUCUGGAGGCUUGGCCUGGAGAGCCGAGCCCCCGGCGCUCGCCGGCCGAGACGCCCCGGCGGCGCCGAUGCGUCCGCGGGCGCUCCCUCCCUCCCGCUUGCACGGAAUGGACUGCGGGGGGGACGGUUCUCCUGCCUCGACAUGUGCCAAAACCUCUGCCCGGCGCCCGCCACGGAGGGCGACGCCGGGCCGGGGGCCGUCCGGCUCCUCGGUGUCCUCGAGCCCCCGGAGCGUCGGGCGCCGCAGUAUUCUCUUCCAGCUCCGGGCGGAAGGAGGGAGAUCGGGGAGGACCCGAGAGGUCGGGGCCGCCGGGGUCCCCGUCGUCGGCUACCGUGUAGCCACCUAGGUGGACGUUUCGGGGGAAGGUCCCGGGUGGCCGUCCGCGUGCCCCUCCCUCCGCCCCGGGUCCCGGGGUCCCCCCCCCCCCCCAAGCUCCUGCCGACCCGGGCAGAUCUGGGGUUUGCCAAACCGGUCCCGGCGGCGGGUCGUUUCCGUAGGCGGGCGGAGCGACGUCUCCCCGCCUCCGGGGCCUUGAGCUCGGGCUUUCUGCGGCCUCCCCCGUCCACCCACCCCUCCCCGGGGCUGCGGGGUGCGGGGGGGGUGCCGCCUCCCGAGCUGCCGGCCUCGCUUUCAGUCUCCCAACCUGCCACCUCCGGGACCGAGGACCGGGGGAAGUGGGAAAGUGGCAAAGGGCGUCGGCUCCCAGCGGGUCGGAAUCGAACGACCGGGGGCCGGGCGAUCGCGGGAGGCGGAUUUUGAGACGCCGCCCCAGGGACGGGCUUUUCCCGGGGCCGGUGCGGGGGAGGCGGUCACCCGCCGUGAUGCCACCGGUUGGCGAGACGGUCAGGGGGUCUAGGGUCUCUGACCCCCGCUCUGGGCUGGAGAAGCCACCGAGCGCGACGUGCGAGGAAGUAUUGAAGUUCCGGGGGCUCUGCGCUCCCGCAGACCUCGCCGGCAGCCGCCGCGACGUGCGGACGGGAAGCCGGCGUUCUCCCUUCCUCCCUCCGUCCCUCCCCCGAUCCAAGAAGCCCAGGGCAGUAACUCUUACCGGAGGAGUUCUCCUCAGGCCAUCCCUCCCGCUGACCCGGCACCCCAACUCGCUCAACGGCUGCACCCCGUCCGGCAACCGGGAACCACAUUUCUCUGCGGGGCGGAGGGGGAGAGGUCGCGACUCCUCCCUCUCCCGAUUCCGGAGGCAGGCGACCGGCCGGAGGAAGCCCGGCGGAGGGGAGGAAGGGUACGUUAUCCGGACCCCCUUGCCCCGGGCCUGCGGCCGGACUACGGUCCGUUCCCACGCCCGGCCCGGAUCCCCGGGAAAGGAUCCCCCGGGGUGACGGUCGGCGGAAGACGGGCCGGUCCGGGUGCUCCGGAGCGUUCCCGGACUAGAAGACGUGUUCCGUGAGAAAAGUAUUUGGCGGCGAGGGGAGCGACGGGACGGGAGAUCAGUCGCCAAACCCAGGCCCUGGGCCGGAGGCCUUUCUCCCGGGACUCGCUUGGCCUCCGAGGCCUAGGUCGGAGACGGUAGCGUCACCGGGCGGGGCCGUCGCUUCUACCAGAUCUCCCAGUUUCCCCAGUUUCGAGGGAAGCCGGUGAGUCAGUCGGCGGCCGGAGUUGAGUCACGUGACCAUCGCGGCCUCCCAGCCGAGGAGGGGGACGUCUGUUCCCGCGCGCCGCACUCUUCCGGGGAAAGUGUUUUCGGUUCGGUUGUUUCUCUUUCGCCUUCGGAUUUUGUUCGUCUCUUCCUUCGCCCUAACGGAGCGGGCCCCGCUUCUGGGGCGGAGACACCCGCCCGCCGGAGCACCGGAAGCCCGACUCCGACCGAGCGGGUGACGCGCGUGGGCGUCGUCUCCGUACAGGCCGGCGUUCGCCUGGGCCUCGAACUGCCGGGUGGGUUUGGAUUUUCUUUUGGGUUCCCCGCGAAAGAACCCGUUGAUUUAUGAGCAAAUAAAUUCCUUUGAUUACGAGCAGCCCCCC